Molecule: messenger RNA, 996 nt
Organism: Gigantopelta aegis
Lineage: Eukaryota; Metazoa; Mollusca; Gastropoda; Neomphalida; Peltospiridae
Exons: 2
Coding region: 1-996 (331 amino acids)
Biological process (GO): DNA integration
Molecular function (GO): nucleic acid binding
Source: RefSeq, a predicted model, not a curated record
AUGGAUGAAAAUGAAGAUGGUGAAAUCAAAGAAGCCAUGGAUCAAACAGACGCCGCCCGUGACACAGAUGCUUCCUGGGAUGAAGAAGACUGCUGUUCGAGACGUUACCUGUUCUGCCAUCGUCCCGAAAUGCGCCACGUCUACACACGGAUGCAGACAUUUGGGUGGUGGCCCAUACAGUUACGCCAGAAACUGAGGGAGCUCGCCAAGGCCGGUACUUGUGGGUGCUACCACUCAAGUGGGAACGACGUGGUAGAGACUUUGACAGAAUUCUGGAAAUUAGAGUCCAGAAAACCCAAACUGUUUCAGUCCGAUUCAGGGUCAGAAUACAAGAACCAUAAGGUCAAAGCAUUGUUGAAGUCGCAUGGCAUAACACAGCUGUUUGCUCUCAAUGAAACCAAAGCAAGUUAUGCCGAACGGGUCAUUGAAACCAUCAAAAUGCGUCUCUAUCGCUACAUGUUAAAAAACUUUACUUACAAGUACAUGGAUGUUCUAGAGAAAGUCGUCUAUAGUUAUAACCACACCAAGCAUCGAAUGUUAGGUCAAACACCAGCCAGUGUCAAUCAAACGAAUGAAGAAGAGGUCCGCCUGUCUCAGUACCUGAUCAAACCUAAAAAGGUAAUCCACAAAAAGACAAAGUUUACCUUUAGCGUGGGUGACAAAGUAAGAGUCAGUCAUCUUCGCGGUACAUUUGACCGGGAAUACCAAGAAAAAUGGUCUGGUGAAAUAUUUACCAUUGAAAGGAGAUACUGGUCUCAAAGCCAUGACUUGUACAAAUUAAAGGACUGGGGUGGCGAUCCCAUUGAAGGGACAUUCUAUGCAGCUGAACUUCAAAAGGUGACUGAGAAUCCUGAUCAACUGUACCGUAUCCAAGAUAUCAUAAAAAAGAGAACUCGUAACAAACAGAAAGAAGUGUUGGUGCAAUGGUUUCACUGGCCUAAGAAGUACAAUUCGUGGAUUCCAGAAGCAGACGUUGUUCGAUAUCAGACAGUAUAA